AUGACAGAAGUAGGCAGUGGCAUAGAAGUACGCGGCGAGAAAGGUAGUCCCAAGGGCCGCUCGCUCCACACGACACGCAGCUUCGAGCCGGGCGACAUCAUCGCCCAGUUCAACAACCCGGCCGUCGUGCUCCCGCCGGGUCCACGCGCGCUAGAGUACUGCAACCACUGCCUCAAACAGCAGCGGCAAAAAGAAGAAUCCGUCCCGGCCACGGAGAAGCUCCGCGCGUGCACGGGAUGUAAGACGGUGGCGUACUGCGGGCCUGCGUGCCAGCGCGCCAACUGGUCCGUCGUGCACAAGCUUGAGUGCAAGGCGAUUCAGAGACUUCACAAGACUAAGCCGGCGGACCAGCCGAACUGGGUGCCGACGCCGGUGCGGGCGGCGGCGCAGGUUAUGUUGCGGCCCAAGGUGAUGGAGAAAUUUGAGGAGCUGGAGGGUAAUGCUGAGUCGUGGCGCGGCAAGGAGAUGGUUAAGUUGCAGCUUCAGGCGCAGGGGGUUGUGAGGUGUCUUGAUGUCGAUGAGGUUUCGGUCGAGUUGUUGGAGAGUGCCUUUCAGGUUCUGUGCAAGCUUCAAACAAAUGCUUUCAGUGUGUCAGCGGAUGACACUGAUGGUGUUUACUUGGACACCACACUUGCCAUGAUGAAUCACUCAUGCAGCCCCAAUGCCGUGGUCCAGUUUGAUGGCAGGUCAGCCUCACUCCACGCAAUGGCUUUCAUCGAGUCAGGGGAUGAGGUCGAAAUAUCUUACAUUGACGAAACUCAGCCAAAGAGCAAAAGACGGGAAUAUCUGGGAUCGUAUCACUUUGAAUGCAAGUGCUACAAGUGUAUCGACGACCUGGACGACUAUCAAAUUGCCCAGAAGGAUCAGAGGGUUGCGAAGCUGAACGAGCUGAGUGUAACGCCUGAUAUCGAGAGAUUCAAAAACCCUCAUGUGGCCGAAAAAGAUCGCCUGCGGCAAGCUAUCGAAGUUACAAGGCUUCUAGACAUGUUUCCUGCGCAGCCCCGCGACAUGGAGCCCCAGGCGAAACACAAGUGGCUGAGGGAGGCGUACAAGUCGGCCAUAUGGUUUCCCAAGAAUGGCCGAUGGGCCAUUGAGCCCUUUGCUCAGCUCGUGGACGAGGCGGCGGUCUAUUUUGGAAAGAAUCGGGGCAAUCACGAGUGCGCUUUGGCCAUGGCCUGCCUGAUGGCCUAUGAGAUCGCUCCGUACAAGUUUCCCGUCCCGUUCCACAACGAGAGGGCAAGGGGCCUCUCUGCCAUUGCAAUCGCGCUGUCUCAAACAGCGCCUGAGCCGGAGAAGCUGGUCAAGCUGGCGAGGGACAUGGCCGCGAAGAAGAAAUUCUCUGCCGCCGGGGUCAGAGUAUUGGAGAAUCUCGACCAGGUGUCAAUGUGCCAGAUGGUUUUGUCAUUGAUCAAUGGGUAUAAAGACCGUACGCCGAAGAUCGACUGGGGUGGUCUUGGUCCGUUUAGCUGGUAUAGCGGGAUGAUUGCUGAGAUUGAGAGUCUUCCAGGCAGAGACAGGGAGAAUAGCUUGAUCAACGCAUGGAUCAUGAAUCCAAAGGGGAUGGACGACUUCUUCAGGUACGCUCUGGUAAAGCCGGUCAAGGCGUUGACUGAGCUUGGAAAGGCUGUGUUGGAAGUGGACUUGGGCGAGGACUGCGAUUUGUCUGCUAAUUGA
Colletotrichum godetiae is the source of this 1674-nucleotide messenger RNA. Its product is annotated as MYND finger. The transcript has 3 exons. Gene Ontology annotation, molecular function: protein binding. NCBI's taxonomy places the organism in Eukaryota, Fungi, Ascomycota, Sordariomycetes, Glomerellales, Glomerellaceae. The record is from RefSeq and is a predicted model, not a curated record. Gene Ontology annotation, cellular component: nucleus. Bases 1 to 1674 code for a protein of 557 amino acids.